Molecule: messenger RNA, 4737 nt
Organism: Limanda limanda (common dab)
Lineage: Eukaryota; Metazoa; Chordata; Actinopteri; Pleuronectiformes; Pleuronectidae
Gene: gvin1l2
Product: interferon-induced very large GTPase 1
Exons: 4
Coding region: 1-4737 (1578 amino acids)
Molecular function (GO): GTP binding
Source: RefSeq, a predicted model, not a curated record
AUGUCAGUAAAGCUUCCUAAGAGGCUGAGCAGCAAGAGGAGAAAACCUCCAAAGGACAAUGCCCAGGCAGAACUUAUACAUAACCUGGGCCUGGAUGCCUUCUGGAAUGCACCACUGGAUCCAGCUUCUAUGCUGGACAUCAGCACUUGGAAUCUGGAGAACCAAGCUCCCCUGGACUCCAAAGAUCUGCCAAGUGCAUUCCUCAGACGUCUCUGGUUGCUCAGCCAAGAUGCAAGGAGUCCUUGCUGCAAACCUUCAAGCGAUGCUCUGACUUCUUUAGAUACAUCACCUGAGAUGUUAAAUGUAGGAGAAAGCCAGUGUGCCAUCAACCCCCUUGAUCUAGUUUCAGCCGUCUUUAUGUCUGCCAACCCCUUCCUUCAGCAGGAGAUUACUGUGCACAUGGUGCAGUGCCAGUUUGCUGUACCCCUGGUCCUGCCAAGUGUAGAUCCAGAAGAAGCUAGCCGCUUCCUUCUAUGGCCUUUGAGAGGUGUUGUGAGCCAAUUGCUGGAAAAAAACGGGAAGCUCAAAGAGGGGAAUUUGGCAAGUACAUAUAUGCCGAUCGUUUCUUGCGUGAAGCUUGGCCACUGUAAUGUCUCCAAGUCAAAGGUGCUCAACCACAUUCUAAGUGGACCCAAAUCUUGCAAUGACACAUUUCUACACAGGGGAAUGGAUGGAGGUCAGCUGCCUCGAACACUGUCCAAUGGCCUGGUAGAGAUUGGAUGGCAUCUACCGACAGGGGAUACUGCCAGAGAUGGAUUCCCUGUCCCUGUGGCCGUCUCUAACCUACGCGGUGAUGCCAGUAAGCAUGAGGGAUGCCUGAACCUGCUAUGUCAAGCUUCUUCUGUUAUGAUUGUUUUCUGUGGGACUCUUAAGGAGAAAGAUAAACAACUUCUUGCUUCCUGCAGAGAUAUGGCAAGCAAGCUCAUACUGAUUGACAUUUCAGACACAGAGAAAAAUGAGCACAGCGUUGUGGGGUUUGUUGGAAUAAAUCUUGAACAAGACAUGGGGCUACCUGAAGGUUCAGUGCUGCAAGGGGACGGUUUGAGUGAGGAGGAACUGGCUGAUAGGAUCAAUGACAUCCUGAAAGAUCUGUUACCAGAUAAACUGAAACUUGUUACACUAGAGGCAGCAGCAGAUUUAGCUCUGGAGCUAGGCCUUAAUGUGGAUGAAGGGACUGUCUGUAAAAAGGCAAUGGCCAAAGUGGAGAAAGUAUUGGAAGGUUUGGAUGAGGGAUCUGCUCAAUUCAGGGAGAAACAGCUUCCUUUGCAGGGGCCUUGGUGGAGUAAACUGGCAGAAAUUGAAAAGAUGGAGAGUAAACAGAGAAAAGAAGAAAUUCAAAAUUACCCCCAACUGCAAAAAGAAAAGAGAGACAUCUUGGCUGAGCUGAAAAACUACAAAAUAACCCCAGCGAUGAAGACUUUUACCGAUGCACUUUUCACAAUAGAUAAAGUGGAGAGAACUUAUUUCUUAAAGUGGAUGAAACUGAGGCUUCAGUCAAAGCAAACGGAAAAGCAAAACAUUCAACAAGAUCUGAAGACAGAUAAGAAUAAUGGCAUGCUUGAAUAUUCUGAUUACCUCACACAUGGAGCCGAUGGAUAUUUAGAGGACAGCGACACUUUCUGUUCAGAUUCAACAUUUGAAGAGGACACCUGGUGUUUGCAGACUUUUGAACCUGAUCCAUUGUCACUGGGGCUUGAGCACUUUUUGCGUGAGAUGGGACUAAUCUUUGAGCUGACACACAUCAGCCACAGAAGUAGGAACCAGAAAGUGUUGCGUCUUCCCAGCUUAGCUGUAGACCUGCUUUUUUACGGCGUUCCACUUGAACUAAUGGAUGGAGAUGCUUCCAACAUUCCCACCCGCUGGCUGGGAAGCAUCUUUGCAGAACUCAAACGGCGCCUCCCUCAAGAACAAUGUAAGACCCGAGUGCUGACUAAUCUGGGAGUACAUCAUGCAAAGAAUGCUGAGGUUCUUUCUUCAUUAUUUGGGGUGAAAUUCCCUGAAGGAGGCAAAAGAUCAACAAGAGGGGUGUACAUGGGUGCUCUUCGUCUCCCCGAUGGCCUUAGAAUGGACAUGGAGUGUGACUUUCUUUUGUUAAUUGAUGUAGAGGGUCUCUGCCCGGCCUCUCAAGACAACAAAACAAAGAUCCAUGACCAUGAGAUGGCCACUGUUGCCGCGGGAUUGAGCAAUGUUUUAAUCCAAAAUAUCGCUUCAGAUGCAAGUUCUGAGUUGGAAACAGACAUCGCUUUCAUAGUCAAUGCUCUUCUCCGCGUUAAAGCAUGUGACUCCAUGCCCAACUGCCAACUCCUAGUCCAGGAUGAAGGAAUAAACACCCUAUUACAAGCAUCACAGUUAAAGCGUGUAUCUGAGAUGCUUCAGACUGAGAUUGGGAACAGAGGAACUAACAAUGAUGAACAGCCAAAUACAAAGACCAUAAGCUGUAUCACCUGUGUCAAAGGGCCAUGGUCCAAUGUGUCUCUCUCUGAACCAGUCGAGACACAGUACAGUGAGGCUGUGUUAACGCUUAAGAAAAACCUCUUUGGGGCAUUGAAGAAAUCUACAGCCACAAGUCUGUCAGAAUUUAUGAUUCAUUUGUCUGCAAUCUGGGAUGCGGUAAAAGAAGAAUCCUUCUCCAUUGGUUUGCAAAAUACUGAAAUAGCUUUAGCCUUCUCUGUAUUGUGCACAGAGUUUUCCCAGUGGAAGACUAGUUUCCUGGAGCACAUGGAAAACUGGAUUAUGGGGGCAGGAAAGAAAAUCUUUGCCACAAAAGAAAAGGCUCUAGAUGCUGAAAUCCAAAAUGACCUUCUGAAUGAGUUGAAGGACGAAGGCAGAGAGGAGGUCAAAACAGAGGUGGACAAACUCAGGUCACAAGUUGAGGCCUACUUGAUGAAAGAUGAUGUUUUGAAAGAGAGAACUGAAACAUUCAAGCCAAUCCUCAUGAGCAAUAUGAGUGACCUCCAGGAGAGAGUAACUGAAGAGAUAACCCAAAGGUUGGCGAGAGUCGGGGAGAGCCAUUGCUCUUCCAUACAGGUGAAGAAAUUUGAGACGGUACUGGAAAAAGAACAAGAGUCCAAGCUACGCGCACUGGUAGAGAACAGCCUUUCAACCAAACUCCUUCUUCAAGAUGAACAGCUAGAAGAGGAGUUUGAGGGGGUGUGGAGCAAUAUGCUGUCCAGCUUUGACUUCAGGCCUUCAGAGACAGAUGAUAUAACUGCUAGAGUGACAGAAGUUCUGAGACUGAAUCUGAUCAGCCGGGGUCUCCUGAAACACAUACUAAAAAUUGAAGUCAUUGGGCAGAACGAGACAUCCAGCUUCCAAGUUUAUGAUGAGCACUUUGGAUACCGCAGCAGAUUAAAGCACAUGUUUGAGGACAACAACAGACUACAGAGGGUAGAAGCUCAACAGGUAGCAUGCAGUGUGAUAGAAGAAUACAAACAAUUUGUAGCAGAAAAAUCUGUCCUACCAGCAGAUUUUUCUGACAACUACAUAAAAGAAAUGUUAGGAAGCGUUGAAAAAGCUUUGAAGGAAAAAUGUAUGGCAAUCAAAUCAGCGUUUGAAGUUGAUCUGAAAGUGUAUCUCUGUAGCUUAGCAUGCCAAGACUUCCAGAAAGUGCACGACCGCUUUGCCAAAGACACAGAGCUUUUGACAUUUAUCACUGCGACUAAGAGUUCAUACUUGGCAAAGUUUAUCUACCGGUUCAGGAAGAGAGAUCAGUGCCAGAGGGUGGCCCAAGCAUUCACCUCCAUGAUUAUCAAACCGACAGUAUUGGACUAUAUCUACAGACCACUGGGGUUGCGCAUUGUAGAAGAAAUUCAAGCUAAAGAGCAGCAGUAUCAGUCCUCAUGUGCCUUCAGCCAACACUUACUGGAACAGCUGAUUCAUGAAGACCGCUUUGAAAGCUUUCUGGAGUACCUGCUUUCCUAUGACAGCUUCAGACUGAGCAAGAUCCAGGAGACAGUGGUGGCUCACCUCUCUGAAUCACCCAACUUGGACAAAUGGAGGCAACAGAGACUCGGAGAAAUUGUGGGAAAGGUUGCAGCAGCGGUGAGCGAAACAGCGGAAGGUACAAAUGGAAUCCUGAGUGAUACAAAGCCUCUGCUGGAGAGAGUGUGCCUCAUUUUAGAGAGUGAUGGAAAUGUGCAGGUCACCAGGGUCUCUCUAGACGGACCCCUCUUCAGUAUCACCACAGAAUGGGAUCGUUUCGUCACAUGUUUAAUGGAGUUACUGGCUGCGAUGCGAUUGGAGCUUGCCCAGGAGUUCUCCCAAACUAGGGAUGUCACCGAACUUCUUCAUUGCCUUCCAAUUCAGCCCCAUUACUCCCUCCUGGACAGAGUGAGAGGCUGUGAAAAGCAAUGUCCUCUCUGCAGAGCCCCCUGCGAGGUGCAGGAAAAAGGGCAUGAGGUUCACAGUGCUCUGCUCCACAGACCCAAAGACUUGCUGCCUUAUGACUUGUCCUCUGUGUCUUGUCGUCCUGAAAGCAUGAUUCUGAGUAACCCAGGCCAGAAUGAGGACACAUGCAAGAACCUCCUCUCCCGCUGCCCAGACUGGAACAUCUACUCUGAGGACCCAGACAGUCAGAUGCCCACUGCUUACUGGAGGUACGUGUUGGUGAGGUACAAUGACAAGUUUGCAAAGGAAUAUGAGAGGGAGCCGACAAAUAUCCUAGAGGAGUGGAAGCAGAUCACUGAGGAGGAGGCUUUACUCAGUCUGAGGGAAGCAUUCCUCACUGAAAAGUACUGA